CAUGCCCCUCUUUGCCUUGUGCUCUAAUGAGCGCGCGCGGAGGGGGGGCGUUGUUAGCGGAGCCCGGCGCUGCUUCUCGCGUUCCCCCCCCCGCCUACCCACCGCAGGAGGUGCGGAGACGAGAGAAGACGGGGUGUCUGUCUAACGGAGAAGAAGCUGGAAGGCUUUCCCGGUCUUUUUGCAGAUUCCCCUGGAGAAGUUUCCCUAAAACAGCCCCGCGGUGUCGACCAGAAUGGAGUGGCUGAACUGCUCGCCCGAAAGCGCAGGGAGCCCGCGCCGGAGGGUGAACUCGGAGCGUCUGCCCGGCUCUGCUUCAAGCGUCCGCCUUGGAGGAAGCGAAGAAAGCAGCGUCUUGUCUAAUGAACAGUCUCCCAAAGAAUCCCCUGUGGAAAAUCUGGAUGGUGUUCUGGAUCACUGUUUUAAACAAUUCAAGCUCAGAGAGGCACAUCCACACUUUUUUCUAAAAGUGAAAGGAAAUAGAUUUGGCCCACCCAGAUCGAGACGUCGCAUUCUUAUUGCCCCUCCCAUGAGAGGAGGGACUCCUGGGUUGCCCCAAUCUUGGCCAUCAGUGCCUUCCGGUCCAGAGGAGAAGAAAGUUCUACGUUUGGAAACAACACCUGAGGCAGAGGAUAAAACUUCUAAAGAGGAGGAGGAUAUGCAAGAAUUGGAGGCUUGGAUUGAGGAGAGGAAGAAGUUGCAGGAUUUGCUGAAAAACUGUGUCAGUCUUGAGGAGUGGUUGACAGCAAAGCAACCCAUCAGCCAGCUGGAAGUAAACGUCUUGGGCAGAAUAAGAGAAAACCGAGAAGCAAAAACGGCUAAUGCAGAAGCCAAGUUAGCUGCUGUUAGUAGCAUUGAGCAUCUGAUGCCAAAGAGAGCCAAGAAGAGAAUUGUUCCUCUUAUCCACGCACCGUAUCCCGAAUCCCUCAUCACUCUGCAGAUGCUCCUACAUAAGCAGAAACUUAAGCUUGUGGAUCUUUUCAACAAAGCUGACAGGAGCAAGUCAAUGAAGUUCAAGAGAGCCGACUUCAUUAGAAUUAUCGAAGCGACCAAGGUGCCUAUCAGUAAAAGUGACCUGGAAGACAUUAUCCUUUUCCUCACAACGUCAACCAAAGGGAAUUAUAUCACCAGCGAUGAUCUGGCAGAGUGUCAGAGAAUAUGGGCGGACAAGAUAAGAGAUCAGUGGAAGAACACGAAAGAGUCCAAGCCAGACAGGAAAGAAUUACCCCUUGGCGGCCCCAAAGCAGCUUCGGUUUCUACAAAGAGGGUCUCCUCUGGCCAGAACAAGGCCAAAGAGCUUCCUGUUCACAUUGACUGUUUGCAAGUUCCUCCUCCCAACACGGAGCCAGAGUGCGUGCAUCUCACGUAUAAUCAGAUGGAGAUGGUUGGGAAAAGGUAUCGGGAAAUGAGGCGGCAAUUAAAGAGGAAGGUUGAUCCCCUAAGUUUUGCUGAACAGUGUCGAAUGGUGAAGACCGGAGACUUGGCAGUGGACGGUCAUUGCCUGCCAAGCACCAUGGAGGGUGAAGUGGGAGACCUAGUGGACCAUCACCGACUUGCUACCCACCUGGUCUACACUCAAUGUGUCAAGCUUUGUAAAAAAUACCAAGUUCCACUUACUGAGAAGGUGCUGAAGAGAGGUCUGCUGUACCCAGGAGACAGAAUCCUACGAGAAGGGAACAGCUUUCGGAAGAUAAGGCAGCCAGGGGGUUAUUAUAGUAAAUCCAUGGGCUCUGAAGAAGCCUCAGAAGAAGAAGAAUCUAGAGUCUCUUCCAGGGUUACAAAAAGGAAACCUCAGCCAAAGGCUGAAAAGAAACAGGUCAUAAAUGAGAAGACGAUGAAAUACCGCUGGCAGUCCUUUGAAGAAUUUAAGAAACUAAUGACAAACCGCUCCAAAAAGCUGCUUCCUCCUGUGGAUUUCUGGGUUGAUCCGUUCUACUAUGAUGACAUAUUCAAGACGCCAGAAGAAGUAUAUGAGGAAAGGCAGCUGAGGAAAAUGUUUGCUUUUCUGAAUCCAUUGACUGAUGCCAAUAGUUUCUGGCCAGGACAUCUUCUUGAUAAACUGCGUCUGUAUCUACCCCAGACACAGCGCCAUGCAGGAGAUGCUCUCUUCAGCCAUGUUUCUUGCACACGCCCUGUCUAUCCUGGUAUUUAUACUCCAGACCGCCACUGGCCAGUCAGCGACCGAGGAUAUGUGAUUUACGGGGAUCCAGAGUCCCGAAAGCAUCAUUAUUAUAUUUGACAGUAUUUUGCAGCUUUGGUCAGUCCUGACAUAUCAUGACUGGUUAGCUUUUCUUUUGGAUUUUCUGCAAUAAGCCGGCAUUCUAAAUGCACUAUUGUGAUCAAAAACAUGGUAAGAAAUCAGUCUGAAAAAUACAGUAUAUAGAGUAGCAUGGUUUGGUGAAAGGGGCUAUUUCAAUUAGUGACUGCUGCAUUUUGCAUAAGAGUGCCACAGAAUUCUCAAUGGUGGGACACUUAAUCUACAGUUUAUGGGAUUGCAGGAAUAGCUUUGCUGGCAGAGAAUGCUUGUACUGCUCUUUUUAAAAAGGAAGCUGAACUAUGGUACUAAAAGUAGGGUGUGUGCAACUUUUAUAGUAUGGCUGGGGAGCCCUGCAGUCCUCUGGAUCUUGCUGUAUUAUAGCGCCUGUAACUUCUUGUCAUCAGUAAAUGAUACUGAUAGGCACUGUAGCUCAACAACUGAUGAGUAUGGAAAGAUACCUUAGUGAUUGAAGACACUCCUUUCCUUCUAGAAGGUUCUAGUUCCAGACCUUGGGCACAUUCAUUUCAAAGGAAUUCAGAAUGUAGAAAGACGUAUGUUUGUGUGUUGUUCAUUUAAGCACUGAAAAGAUGGAAGUGACAAACUCUGGCUUCUGGUUUGGGACUCAGCCUGUUCUAGAAUGUGUUGUGGUCUCCCUAAAUGUUCCUUACCUGGAAGUAUUCCUUGCCCAUGCAUUGGAUUCCCUAAAUUCCUAGGUAGCAGCGCAGUGGUUGGAGCUGACUGUAUAUCUCAGAGGUUGGAAGUUUGAUUCCCCUCUGUGCCUUCUGGAAGAAGAGACAUCCUGUGUAACCCUGGACAACUGCACAGCCCGAAUGCCGCAGAGGAAGAGAAGGGGAAACUGUCACGAUCCCCACGUGGCCCCUGCUUGUUUCACCAAACUAAUA
This is a messenger RNA of Pogona vitticeps (central bearded dragon), 3156 nucleotides long. It is a transcript of the gene EFCAB12, whose product is annotated as EF-hand calcium binding domain 12. The record is from RefSeq and is a predicted model, not a curated record. NCBI's taxonomy places the organism in Eukaryota, Metazoa, Chordata, Lepidosauria, Squamata, Agamidae.